Molecule: messenger RNA, 3342 nt
Organism: Colossoma macropomum (tambaqui)
Lineage: Eukaryota; Metazoa; Chordata; Actinopteri; Characiformes; Serrasalmidae
Gene: fbxl2
Product: F-box and leucine-rich repeat protein 2
Exons: 14
Coding region: 243-1541 (432 amino acids)
Biological process (GO): SCF-dependent proteasomal ubiquitin-dependent protein catabolic process
Cellular component (GO): SCF ubiquitin ligase complex
Molecular function (GO): protein binding
Source: RefSeq, a predicted model, not a curated record
UGGUUGGCGGCGGAGCGCGCGGACGGCGGCCAGCCCCCCGGAUCCCUGCCUCCGGUUCCCAAACCACGCACGCGAACGAGCCGUAGUAGGCCACACGACGGACUCGCGCGCCGCCAGGCUGCGGGGUACCUCCUCGAACGAACGCGCUCGGAACGCUGAGCAGAAGGAGCGGAGGACCGGGCUCAGCCCGUCGUCGUCGACGCCGUUUUGUUGGUGGUGGUGCUGCUGACGCCGCUGCGGAGAUGAACGGCAUCGCCAAGGGCAGGUUUGAGGUGUUCUCAAACAGUGAUGAAGCCCCCAUCAACAAAAAGCUUCCCAAAGAGCUCCUGCUCAGGAUUUUCUCCUACUUGGAUGUGGUUACAUUGUGUAGGUGUGCCCAGGUGUCCAAGGCAUGGAAUGUUCUAGCACUGGAUGGAAGCAACUGGCAGAAGAUCGAUCUCUUCAACUUUCAGACAGAUAUUGAGGGGCGAGUGGUGGAGAACAUUUCAAAGAGAUGUGGUGGUUUUCUGAGGCAGCUGAGUCUGAGAGGCUGUCUCAGUGUGGGUGAUGCCUCCAUGAAGACUUUUGCCCAGAACUGUCGUAACAUAGAGCAGUUGAACCUCAAUGGCUGCACUAAGAUCACAGAUUCCACCUGCAUCAGCCUCAGCAAGUUCUGCUCCAAACUCCGCCAUCUCGACCUGACUUCCUGCGUGUCUAUCACCAACCACGCACUCAAAGCCUUAAGUGAGGGGUGUCGGAUGCUUGAGAAUCUGAACCUGUCCUGGUGUGAUCAAAUCACACGUGAUGGCAUUGAAGCACUCAGCCGUGGCUGCACUGGCCUCAAAGCACUGUUUCUUAGAGGCUGCACGCAGCUGGAUGAUACAGCACUGAAGCACCUUCAGAAGCACUGUCCGGAGCUUGUGACAAUCAACAUGCAAUCCUGCACACAAAUAACAGAUGAGGGCUUUGUGAGUUUGUGUCGAGGCUGUCACAAGCUGCAGAUGGUAUGUGUGUCUGGCUGCAGCAACAUCACAGACGCCUCUCUGACUGCGCUCGGCCUCAACUGCCAACGGCUAAAGAUCCUGGAGGCUGCCCGCUGCUCUCAUGUGACCGAUGCUGGUUUCACUGUUCUAGCGAGGAAUUGUCAUGAUUUGGAGAAAAUGGAUUUGGAAGAAUGUAUUUUGGUGACUGAUAACACUCUGGUCCAGCUUUCAAUCCACUGCCCUCGUCUUCAGGCCCUGAGCCUCUCUCAUUGUGAGCUGAUAACAGACGAUGGGAUCAGACACCUGAGCAGCAGUGUGUGUGGUCAGGAGCGGCUGCAGGUGGUGGAGCUGGAUAACUGCCCCCUGAUCACAGAUAUCACUCUGGAGCACCUGAAGAGCUGCCAGCGCCUCGAGCGCAUUGAGCUCUAUGACUGCCAGCAGGUCACUCGCGCAGGCAUCAAGCGCAUCCGGGCCCACCUACCUGAGAUUAAGGUCCAUGCCUACUUUGCCCCAGUGACGCCCCCUCCCUCAGUGCAUGGAGGAGGUCAGCGUCUCUGCCGCUGCUGUGUCAUACUCUGACAGAGGGUUGGCUUUCUGAGGAACUACAUAGAGAGCGGAGCUGUCAGUCAACCUCUCAACCCUACCCUGGUCCUGCUGGACACCACCGCUAAACUCUACACAAGGGUGUGGCUGUGGAAGGCAUGGUUUCUUCACUGAGUGUUUGCCUGGCAGCAGGAUGGAGCUACACAAGUUACACGAGCUACAAAUGCAAAAUACAACUCAACAUGAAACAUUAUUACUUCAUACAGUAUGACCUGUCGGAUAUACAAGAUGAAAGUGGAAGAGCCACCCUGUAAAAUAUUUCAUAUUUGGAUCUGUAGAAAAAAAAAAACACACAUCUGUGGAAGUACUUAAUGCAGUAUGACAUGGAACUACUGACUUGAGAACCUCGUCUGUGUAGGAUGUCCCCCAGGGCUUCAUGACAACCAGACAGUGUUUACUUCUUGCUCCUCUGUCACCGAUAGGAAUGCAUUCCCUCACAAAGGGAACCAAUAGAUUAACACAAUGAGCAGAAAGGGGUGGACCGUGAGCCUCUUUUGUUAGCUGUGGGAGGGUUUGUUUUGGAGAUUCUUCCCACAGUGUGCGGGACUGCUUCAAAAUUGGGAGCAGGAAGUCAAGGCUUCUGUUGGACUUAGAGUUUGCGUGUGUGUAUGAGAAUGUUGAAAUAUAGAAAACAAAAAAAAUAUAACACUACAACCAAGGGAACCCGUGUUCAAACUGGAGUAAAAUGGUUCUCAUUUUCUGUCAUUGCUCACCAUUAUUUCAAGAGAGAGAGGGGGGAAAAGACAUUUGAAAGGACUUUGCCACAUGAGAGCGUAAGGGGGAGAAAGUAAGACGGAGAUAAAGAGAUGGAGAAUGUAAGUAAGAAAAAAAGAAUUGUUCAGCUGAUCGGGCACUAGCAGUGGAAGUGAAGAAACCUUAGGAGUGAUGUGACUGUUCAUAUUUAGAAAAUUCAUAUCAUAUUUACUGAGGGAAUCUAAUAUGAAUAGAUGAACCUGAUUUUACGUUAUAAGUGCAAUAUUGCAGUAUGCUGAAGGUCUAGAUUUUAUGUUGUAUAUGUCAGGAUUCACAACACUCCAUAUUCAGACAUUUUCUUGGCAAUGUUAUGAAAGUAUUCUUUUAAAAUUGCCCUUUUCUUUACCCACAUAGCUGCUUACCUAUAUUUGCUGCCACCUACUGCGUAUUUAUUUAGCUAACAGGCUAGUGCCCACUGUGUAAUUUGCCACAAAGACCAACAUGGAGGGUGCACUUUUAAGCCAAUGCAAUCAUGAGAGCUUUUCAGUGUCAUUUUAGUGCACAACUCCACAUGCCAUUUGUAAUGUAGUUUUGAGCACUGAAAGGACUUUUCUUAAUGCACACUGGGCCUCGUGUUCCUAAUUUAGAUGACUGUUGAAUCGAUUGCCUAAUCAAUGAUGAUGUCUUUUGGGUGUGAGUGCCUUUGAUUUUGCAAUGCCAGAAUGAGCGUGGGAAGUCUAGCCUCAGAGAUAAAAGACUCAGGACUGCAACGUGAUCCUUCUGAUCUUUUCCUUCCCUGCUUCAUUGAUUUUUAGCAUUGGACACCAUCGCAAUAAUGAGCGACAUCAUUGUCAGGCAACGGACCAUAAGCUGCGACCAAGUCAUGCACCCACAUUUGAUGGAGUACUGAAGUUGGUAAUGAAGGAUAAAGAGCGAAUUUGAAUUCUACCGCAAUGUAAAGGACAACCCCCUCUCUCUAUCAUAUUUUUGACAAAGAGUUGGAAAAAAAAGUUACCUGAUUGUCCUUGUGUUCUGGUGUUACUGUGACAUUUCUUUAAAUAAAAGAUCUGAGCAGUGUGUCACA